Didymosphaeria variabile is the source of this 1143-nucleotide messenger RNA. RefSeq lists its product as uncharacterized. Gene Ontology annotation, molecular function: ubiquitin conjugating enzyme binding; zinc ion binding; ubiquitin protein ligase activity. The coding region runs from base 1 to 1143 and encodes 380 amino acids. Gene Ontology annotation, cellular component: cytoplasm; ubiquitin ligase complex. The record is from RefSeq and is a predicted model, not a curated record. NCBI's taxonomy places the organism in Eukaryota, Fungi, Ascomycota, Dothideomycetes, Pleosporales, Didymosphaeriaceae. The transcript is spliced from 2 exons. Gene Ontology annotation, biological process: protein polyubiquitination; positive regulation of proteasomal ubiquitin-dependent protein catabolic process; ubiquitin-dependent protein catabolic process.
AUGGACCCCGACAGUGCGCGUCUAGCGCUGGACCUACAGCUCCAGGACGUUGACGAUUCGCUCCGAACGCUCAAUACUGAGAACGAAGCAGCAGCUUUCCGUGUCCUCCGUGAUGAGCUCAUCAAGAAGAAAGGCGAGAUCGACGGACAGUGCGCGGCUAUGGGCUUGCUACGCAAUGAGUUUGGUGAGCGCAGUGUGCAUCGGCGAUUGCUGGCGGAAGAGAGGCAGGCACAGGGUGAUCAUGGCAUGGCCUCUAGGCUCGCGGGAAGGGCGCCUGUUCCCCAGCUUGCUCUCCCAGUGAAUCGUCCUCCAGAUGAACCUUUGAACGGCAAUGUCGCUGAGUCGCUGUCCAUCGACCUAGGAUUGGCGCAGACGGAGUACGCGGUGCCUGGCAAUCCGAGAAAACACCGCGCCGAGGAAGACAAUGAAACGCUGAGAGAGAAGACCGAAGGAUGUGUGAAUCGGAGACGAGUAGCUGCGACGAAAGAACGCCGAUCGAAUGAUGAGAAUGAUGCGACUCCGGAGAAAGUUACGCUCAGCCCAUCUCUUGUCGAUGACCAAGUCAGGUCUGAUGGCAAAGAAGAGUUGGAAGCUAGUGCUACCGAGAAAGCGCCUCAAGAGAUUGCGAAUCGUACACCAUGUUCAGGAUGCUUCGAGGAGUUCGGUGAGACAGAUAUCAUCAAGUUACCGUGUCCGACUGAAGAAGACGCCCUGAAACACGCCUACUGCCAGAAUUGCCUCCGCAGUAUCUUCGCAUAUGCGAUCGCAGACUCGGAUCAUUUUCCACCGCGCUGCUGUGAGCCACUCGAAGUGUCUCAUUGCACGCGUCUGUUGUCGGACGAUCUCGUAUCCAAAUUCAAAGACAAGAAGGAGGAAAUGGACACACCACAUCGCGUCUAUUGCAGCAAAGCAGAGUGCGCAAAGUGGAUCAAGCCGUUGAACAUUGAGGCUGGCGUUGCUGCCUGCUCGGAAUGUUCUCAGAAGACCUGCGCCAAUUGCAAGGCAAAGCAACAUGACGGGCUCUGUCCAGAUGAUGCAGACGUCCAAGCUUUAUUGACCUUAGCAAAGGAGAAGCAAUGGAAGAGUUGUCCGGAGUGCAAGACCAUGGUGGAGCUGACUAUGGGUUGUUACCAUAUAACGUAA